GUGAAAAUACAGAAUCCUACUCAUUACUUCACGUGCUAAUUACGUCACUUUAGUUUUGAUCCGACUUCGUCGUGGGCUUUGAACAGGGCACAGAAUGCAAUCAACUUUCACCCGGUGGAAACACGCCUACACGCCAGAUUAAUCGAAUCCCCUCAUUGGUCUCGAGGCACGUUCGUUCCAUAGUAGGUCCAUACUAGUUUGAAAGACUUUGGUGCAGCCUGCUAACACUAAACUCGUGAGUUGCGUCAGCCAGGCUAGCAGCCUUCAUAGUUAAUACAGGCAACGUUAAGCCAUGCGCUUUGUAUGAAAUGCCGCGGAAAGAACGGUGCAAGAACCGGGAAACAUUUACUACUAAUCGUCAAUCACCAGUUUUGGAGAUUAUCUGACACAUGCCAAUAAUUCUCUAGCUAGGGAGUUGAAAGAAGGUAGUGUGAAGCCACGCAGUUGUCCUGAGUAGGCUAACACAAGACGCCCCAGACACGGUUUCUAGGGUUUGACUGACCAACAGGACACUUGGAAACAUGUCGGAGAAACGCAGGUCGCGAUGGUAUUUCGGUGGACUAUCCUCAAGUGCUGCUGCCUGCAUUACACACCCCUUGGAUCUGAUCAAGGUGCACCUCCAGACGCAGCAUGAGGUGAGGAUGAGGAUGGUGGGGAUGACUAUGAGUGUGGUGCAGAGAGACGGUGUUCUGGCUCUCUACAGCGGCCUCAGCGCCUCUCUCUGCAGACAGAUGACAUAUUCUCUGUCCCGCUUCGCCAUCUAUGAGACAGUGAGUGAUCAGAUGAAGGACAGGACCCAUGGUCCCAUGCCCUUCUACCAGAAGGUCCUCCUGGGGUUGGUUGGAGGAUUUGCAGGUGGAUUUAUUGGGACCCCAGCAGACAUGGUUAAUGUCAGAAUGCAGAAUGAUGUUAAAGUACCGCUAGAACUCAGGAGAAAUUAUGCCCAUGCACUAGAUGGACUGUUCCGGGUAUGGAAAGAGGAGGGAAUGAAGAAGCUGUUUUCUGGAGCCACAAUGGCAUCCACUAGAGGAGCACUGGUCACUGUUGGACAGCUGGCCUGUUAUGACCAGGCCAAGCAGCUGGUUCUGGGGACUGGAGCCAUGCAAGACAACAUUCUCACACACUUCCUGGCCAGCCUCAUCGCAGGAGGCUGUGCCACUGUCCUGUGCCAACCACUGGAUGUCUUGAAGACCAGGCUGAUGAACUCAAAAGGGGAAUAUGUGGGGCUGCUACACUGUAUGACAGAUACAGCUAAACUGGGACCCAAUGCCUUCUACAAGGGUCUGGUUCCAGCAGGGAUCCGUCUCAUCCCUCACACGGUCCUCACCUUCAUCUUCCUAGAGCAGCUCAGGACCUGCUGCGGCAUCAGGAUCGUCACCUGAGAAGGGUUAGGGGUCACCACCUGAUCACCCUUUGAGUAGUCUGAAAUGUGACCUCUGUGUCAGGACUGCCAGGCCACGCCUACUCCCUUUGUUCCCUGUUUUGUUCUAAGUGAGCAGGCAGCUUGAAUCCACCUGCAACCUCUCACCUCCCCAUCCUAAACCCCACCGUCUGGAUACAGCCUAGUGACUGACUGAAGGGGGGUUUCUGGAUACAGCCUAGUGACUGACUGAAGGGGGGUUUCUGGAUACAGCCUAGUGACUGACUGAAGGGGGGGUUUCUGGAUACAGCCUAGUGACUGACUGACUGGACUGCCACAGCACAGCCUACUACUUUGCCAAUAAGAUCUAAUGACUGGAUCUAAUGAUCUACUUUGUGAUGAGGAUCUAGUGACGGACUAUAGAAAAUAAUACAAAGUGUUUGUCCUAAAUGGAUCCCUAUAUAAUGCACUACUUUUGACCAGAGCCGAGUGCACUAUAUAGGGAAUAGAUCCAUUUGGGAUACCGAUUUAAGUAAUCCAUCUGAACUGGAACAGCCUCUGUAGAAUGAACCUGCUAGAGGGCACCGUUACACUGGUCUAUGCGUACUCUGCAGACAUCUAUGAUCGCUGUACCAGGUCUUAACGUGUAUAAGUGGGUCGGUUGUAUGGGAGUGUGUUUUGUACCAGUUUGAGGAGUUUUGUUAUUCACGCCAUAUGUUUUUGUAUUGUAGAAUACAUUUUGCAAGCUGUUUUUAAAUGCCGAUAGGACGAGUGCAUAUUUCACAUUGAUGAGGGCAAGAUGGCUACUUCCUGCUUCAUUUAUGCUCGGUCAGUUGACUGUCAAAACAACAAUGGUAAGAAGCCAGUUUAAUUGGCCAAUGAGUGGACUGAGAAAUAAAGGAAUGGCCAAUGAAUGGACUGAGAAAUAAAGGAAUGGCCAAUGAAUGGACUGAGAAAUAAAGGAAUGCCUAUAUAGUAAUAAAUACCAAUAUGUCAAUAAAUAUGCUUGUUACAGAGAUUA
This is a messenger RNA of Coregonus clupeaformis (lake whitefish), 2381 nucleotides long. Its product is annotated as mitochondrial dicarboxylate carrier. The record is from RefSeq and is a predicted model, not a curated record. The coding region runs from base 522 to 1382 and encodes 286 amino acids. Gene Ontology annotation, biological process: thiosulfate transport; succinate transmembrane transport; malate transmembrane transport. Lineage: Eukaryota; Metazoa; Chordata; Actinopteri; Salmoniformes; Salmonidae. The transcript is spliced from 11 exons. Gene Ontology annotation, molecular function: succinate transmembrane transporter activity; antiporter activity; sulfate transmembrane transporter activity.